This is a messenger RNA of Closterium sp. NIES-67, 2044 nucleotides long. The record is from the annotation of a GenBank genome assembly. NCBI's taxonomy places the organism in Eukaryota, Viridiplantae, Streptophyta, Zygnematophyceae, Desmidiales, Closteriaceae.
CACCCUCUGUUCCAGUGAGCGAAUCCAAACCCACGCAUCUGCGUCCUGCGUUGCCAUACCUUGCAUAGGCACCAGCUCAUCGUCUUUUCGUUAGUCCCCCUCUGGUCCUCACCCUGUAGACCCACUAACGUACUCUAGAUUUACUUUCUGCCAGAGGCUGGCUUGCUGGUAACAACGCUACGGAGACUGACCCCCUGCUGAUGAGUUUGAGAUGGCUACGUCGCAUGAUGAUAAUAUAACGAAUCUGCUGCCUAGCGUCUUCAAUGGUGAAGACGGGAUGGACGUUGAGGAAUCAAUUGACACGAGAGUUCUUGAAGACUACAGAGAGGGCCUUGGUACCGACGCGACGAUUCAUUCUCGAGACGUCUGCUCGCUAAACCAGCAUGAGCUUGGUCUUUUAAACAGGAAUUCGCUGAGAAUGGGAACGGGAAUUUCACAACGCCAGAAGAGGCCGAGUCGAAAGUUUGACAUUACAAUGAAACCGUUGCCUUAUGAAGAACUGGCCAAUAGCAUGAAGGGUCCUCAUGUUCCUCCGGAGAAGGAGCGUUCGAAAAUGAAGCGACAGGGAACAGGAAGGGUGAAGAAGCGAAGACCAUUUGGCUUACGAACACCCAAUUUUGCUGACGAUGAGGAAUUUGAGGAAGAGGAUGAGGAGGUCCAUGCCGUUUUUUCGAAGAAGGAUCAGCCGUCAAGGUUUGGGGAAGAUCAAAUGCGCCUGGAGGACCUAUUGCAGAAGAAAACCGACGUCCGGGCAGGAUCUAUGGUUUGGAAUUCCUUGGUUCUAAACCCGAGUGGUCAUACUGGCAAUUCGCGUGAGCUAGCGCAAUCCACCGUGCUGGACUCAGUGACGCCUGAAGAUGGUACUCAUCUGCAUGGUUCCGAAGUCAAGAACCUGAAUGAAGCUUUUGGUGAAGAGUUUGGGACUGAACGUGUGGAAGACGGUGCAUCACCAGUUACAGAGGCUACACAAGAGGUCGAACAUGGUGAAGCUGCACAUCAGGCUGAGGCGGAGAAAUAUCAUGACGCUGAAGGCGAUAACCCAAUGAGUUGCCCGUCUCAACCUGCAGAAGCUGUCUCUGGACCCGGUGAAGCAAUGGAAGGCAUGGUACGCGAUGAUGUCUCUGGAGCUGAACAAGAUGCUGAGCUAGGCGAUGAGGAUGAGGAGUGCCACGUGGUGGAAAUCAUGUGCUCAGAACAGGCCAAUGAGAAGCCAGACGCCGCCCCUGUUCCUGCUGUUGUGGAGGUGGAAUUCACGAGUAGCGUACCUGACGCAAUCCCAACCACUCCAGUGGCACCGCAACCGCCAAGUGUUGUACGCAAAUCCGCUAUGAAAUCUGGCCGCAAAUCUGCACGCAAGUCUGUGACUAUGGCUGAUCCGCCUACUUCAUCUGAAGGGUUUGCUAUGCUGCCGUUUACUCCAGAGGCUGGUUCCUACCUGACUAAACAGAAGAAGUCUGCGGUUCAGAAGGAGAAGUUAAGGGAUUUGUGCAAUCGCCGAAGCAGCCUGGCAGGUGGGGGACUGAUUUGGGAUGGUAACAUAAGGAAAAGCACUCGUACGCGAAUGAAGCCCUUGGAGUGGUGGCGUUUGGAGGUGGUUAAUUAUGGCCGUCCUCACCAGAGCUUGCCAACUCCAGUGGAAGUCCAAGUCUGUUCACCCGAGCCUUACUGGCCUGCUGUGCCACCAGGAGGCUUGCGUAAAAGGGUUGGAGUUCGUAAGAUGGCGAUGCAGAGUUUGCGUGAGAAUACUGAUGCAAGAAUCCUGGCCAUUGAGUAAGUCUCCAGAGUGGCAUGGUCUGCCCAUCUUCUCCCAGUGGCUGCAAUGUACAGUGGUGAUUGUGUGGGUACAUAUGCCAGUCCUUGAGUCAUCCCCAGGAACCACAGCUGACCUUACAAGUACUACGUAGUAUUUUUGUGUUAGCAUAGCACUAAUUCUUUAGGUCUAGGUUCAUAGCAUGCACCGUCAAUUCUUCAUUGACAAGGAUUUGGUGGGUGUAGUAGUAAUCCCACUUCGAUGCUCAUCCAAGAGAUCUGGUAUGAAAGUCAU